This is a messenger RNA of Rhodotorula graminis WP1, 937 nucleotides long. RefSeq lists its product as uncharacterized. NCBI's taxonomy places the organism in Eukaryota, Fungi, Basidiomycota, Microbotryomycetes, Sporidiobolales, Sporidiobolaceae. The record is from RefSeq and is a predicted model, not a curated record. Gene Ontology annotation, cellular component: cytoplasm. Bases 111 to 896 code for a protein of 261 amino acids. The transcript is spliced from 5 exons.
CGGUCCUCUCUCUGAUACGAUAGAUCCUCCUCCACCUCUUCGCUCCGCCCGCUCCACCUUCGGCUCCCCCGAACCCUGCCGACAAGCGCCCACACCCUCGUCCAGCCACCAUGGGCCCACGCGUCGUCAUUGCCGGCAUCUCGGGCGCGACCUGCAGCGGCAAGACGACCCUCGCCAAGCACCUCGCCCGCAUCAUCCCCUCGUCGAUCCUCCUCUUCCAGGACGACUUUGCCCCGCCCGCCGAGCAGAUCCCGGUCGAUCCUGAGCACGGCUGGCAGGACUGGGACGACGCAAAGGGCGCCAUCCUGUGGGACAAGCAGCGCGACACGCUGCGGCGCAUCCGCGAGACGGCCAAGGUCCCCGACGAGCACUUUAGCCACGACGCGUUCAACGAGCAGUACCUCGGGCCAGUGCCGAUCUCGGAAGAGGUGCAGCAAGAGUGGAGGAACAAGUUCGAGGAGCUGCUCGAGCGGCAAGAGGGCGACAAGCCAACCAUCGUCAUCGCCGAGGGCUUCCUCAUGCUCGUCGAUCCCGAGAGCGUGCGCCAGUUCGACGUGCGGCUGUUCAUGCGGGAGGACUAUGCCGUUCUGAAGCAGCGACGAGAGGACCGGCACGGCUACCACACGGCGGUUCUCGCCGACGCAGAAGGAUCGCUGUGGAAGGACCCGCCCGAGUACUGGGACAAGUGCGUCUGGCCCGCCUACCUGCGCGCGCACGCCCCGCUCUUUGUCUCGCGCGACGUCGAGCACGGCGCGUUCGACCCGCACGCGAUCGACGGCGUCGAGCUCCUCGAGGCCAACGAGCUCGGCAUGGAGGCCAUGGUCGUGCGAGCGUGCGAGGCCAUCUACGAGGCGGUCGAGAGCGGCAAGGGGAGGGAGCGGUGGGCGGCGCCGUAGAGCGAGCGAGCCGAGGAAGCGCAACUAGAUCUUCUAUCUCU